CAUGUCUUGGAUUGGAUCCAUUCAAUAUACUAUCAUAUAUGCCAUUAGGUAAUGAACAAAGAUAAUGGGAUUACUGUUUUUCUUUUUUUUCAGUUGUUGGAGAAAACAGUAAAGAAAGUGUGAUUGAAUGUCAAGUGAACCAUGUGUUCCUUCAGCAAGCAAAUGGGAAUUAUACUAAUUUGCUAUGGAAGAAGGAUAGCCAAAUGUUGGCGAAGUUUAGAAAUGGAAAUCUUACGACUUAUUUAGAUCUUGAAAACAGAGCAGAAUUAUUUCCCAACGGGACCCUCAAGCUGGCCUUGAUUAAUAAAAAUGACACUGGACAUUACCUGCUGGAGGUGUUUAAUAAGGAAGGGAACAAUAUACUCAGAGAAAGUAUCCAUCUGCACACACAAGAUCUUAUCUGUACUGUUGCUGUUGAGAAAAGGAGUCGCAGGAGUCGCUCAGCAGGUCGAGUAACAACAGUGGUAUGUAUUGCUGGAACUUUCCUGAUAAGCAUUUUAAUGCUUAUAUUAAAAGAACUAACAACCAUAAACCAAGCAAAAGGGCAAUAUGUGGUAAGGAAUAAUACAAGAAGGGAAGAAAUGAAGCGCUAUACCGAGGAGCAGAGUCCCCCGUUCACCAAGGCCACAGAACUUGAAGGCAAGUAGCGCCAAGUCAGGAAGAGAGUUGUUUAUUUCAUAAGCCAGAGAAGGAUCUGUAUUAAAAGAAGAUAGGAAACAAAGUUCCCGAGUCAAUUAGAGAGCCAGUGU
Polyodon spathula (Mississippi paddlefish) is the source of this 749-nucleotide messenger RNA. Its product is annotated as T-cell surface antigen CD2-like. The record is from RefSeq and is a predicted model, not a curated record. The coding region runs from base 204 to 647 and encodes 147 amino acids. Lineage: Eukaryota; Metazoa; Chordata; Actinopteri; Acipenseriformes; Polyodontidae. The transcript is spliced from 4 exons.